GUAAACAGACCGAGUGGGAGGGAAGACCUGUCGUUAUCCCUGAAGAAAGGACUUUCUUGGAUUUAUGUUUAAAUGGCGGCCACUGGCACAGGAGCUGGACUGCCUAAAAGAAAAAGGACAGACGAGCAGAAGAAAGCUAAACGGGAGUCUGAUAGAGCACGAGCUAAAACACGGGUAAACCUCGGCAUUGCAUUCGACCGAUGGAGAGAAUUAAGAGAAUUAAAAGGAAUGAAGUCAGAUCCGGAGUUGGCCCUCUUCCUUCUAGACAUAUAUAAGUCCACUGAGAAGAGACCACCACGUUCUGCUGCUUGUCUCAUAGGCCGAGCUGAAGUUAAAGUUGAAGAGGAAUGGGACAACAGCAACUCUGGGGAGACUUUUGCUCUACCAAUGGGUGCAAGUAUUGAAAUGGAAUGGGAUCCAAACGAGGAGACAGACUCCGCAUCGGAGGACGAUCAAAUGGGAUUAGAGGAACAUGAUGCUGAGUCGGAGGAAGAUGAUGCUGGGUUGGAAGAAGAUGAUGCUGGGUCGAGAGAAGAUCCAUCUGUGUCGGAGGAAGAUGAAAUAUCAGAAGAAGACGUGAACUACCACGAUGACAGUGAUGAUGAAGAUUAUCGUCCUCCUAUUAAUGUACAGCCAGGUGAUGGUUUAAACACAUCUGUGCACAAAUUCAGAGAUCCAUCAACAGCAGACAGGUGGCGGAAGCGUCAGUGUGAGGACGCUGAGGAGAAACUUGAGGCAACGAGCAGCAAAGCAGGAGAAGACAAUGAUGUUUGUGAACAAAUAAAUACAACAAAGACCAAAGAUAAUAGCACAGCAGCCCCAGGUGAACCUGUUGAUAAGCAAAACUCCCAUGAGAAGCCUUCCAAAAAGCCUCCAGAAAAUCCAGACCAACAGGAGAGGCCACCUAUACAAAAGAUCUACGAAUGUCCCACCUGUGGAAAAGUGUUUCCUCGCAGCGGUGCCCUGAGCCGUCACCGUGUGAUUCACUCUGGAGAUAGACCUUACAAGUGCUUCAUAUGUGCAAGAGGAUUUACUCAGAGUGGAAACCUCAAAACACACAUGAAAGUUCACAAAGGGGAGGUACCAGAGUGGACAUUAAUUCAAGAGGCCCCGAAGAAAUCUCCCAUAAAAGCUCAAGUUUGUGGAGACUGUGGGAUGGACUUCCCAGAUCAGCAACAGCUGCAAGAACAUCGAGAGAGUCACAAGUGGCCUUAUGAAUGUUUAGAAUGUGGCAAGUUUUACAAAAAUGAAGAUUAUUUUAAAGCACAUCAGCGCAUGCACGCAGGAGAAGUAAAUUUCAUCUGCUCAAAGUGUGGGAAGAGAUGGCCCACAAUGGCAUCACUCGUGACUCAUGAGUCAACGCACAAUAAAAAGACAAACUUCCGUUGUAAGCAGUGUGGGAAGGCAUAUUUAAGGCGCUCUGGCCUGAAACAACAUCUUAAAGCUCAUAUAGGAGAACUCAAAUAUCUGUGCACAGUCUGUGGGAAAAGAGUCGCCAGUGCACAUGCUCUUAAAGUUCAUGUGCGUGUUCACACUGGAGAGACGCCAUACACCUGUGAUAAAUGUGAGAAGGGUUUCUAUUACCGUCAGGGUCUUUUACAGCACCUUCAGACUCAUGACAAGAAGCCAAAACCACCAACGAAACCUUUAGGUAGACCAAAACAACUGCUGAUAGAGGUAAACAGUUAAGAAUGUCAUCUGGUGAAUGUAUAACAGUCUGAGCAGAUUCACAGGAGAAAAUAUUUCAACUGGUUUUAAAAAAAAAAAAAAAAAAAAAAAAAAAUCAGGCUUUCAAGGGACUGAAGCAAUGGACCAAACAACGUGAUACUCAUU
Molecule: messenger RNA, 1833 nt
Organism: Sphaeramia orbicularis (orbiculate cardinalfish)
Lineage: Eukaryota; Metazoa; Chordata; Actinopteri; Kurtiformes; Apogonidae
Product: zinc finger protein 664-like
Exons: 8
Coding region: 73-1689 (538 amino acids)
Biological process (GO): regulation of immune system process; regulation of cytokine production; negative regulation of transcription by RNA polymerase II
Cellular component (GO): nucleoplasm
Molecular function (GO): DNA-binding transcription repressor activity, RNA polymerase II-specific; RNA polymerase II cis-regulatory region sequence-specific DNA binding; DNA-binding transcription activator activity, RNA polymerase II-specific
Source: RefSeq, a predicted model, not a curated record